Molecule: messenger RNA, 2647 nt
Organism: Pieris napi
Lineage: Eukaryota; Metazoa; Arthropoda; Insecta; Lepidoptera; Pieridae
Exons: 2
Coding region: 343-2190 (615 amino acids)
Source: RefSeq, a predicted model, not a curated record
GAGUCUACUAUUUUCAAAAACCGCAAUGUCCAUAAAAAAGGUAAAAUGAGUUGUCGAUGGUGUCAAAAACUUUAAAAUAAAAUCAACGGUUUUUUAUCAUUCAUAUGUACUAAAAAUCACAAAGUCCAAUAGAAAACGGGAGUUAAAAUCACUUCUAUGCAGCAAAAUCAGCAUUGUCCGUCGCUGUUUGUUUCAAGUUGCGCAAAGUCCACCACAGCCAAUCACGUCGCGACAUGCAUUAUGGCGGAUUGUACGUUGUUGUGAUAAUAUCGCUCGUGGUUUUUAUCAAUUUUAUCGUGCUAAGAGUUAUUAAUUGUGCAUAAAGUUACUGAAAUUUUAUUAAUGGAGUGUUACCCCGAAGUUGUGGACAAUAAUCAGACGCGAAAACGAAUUAGAAAUGCUGCAAACUGGGAAAGAAAUCGAGUCAAAGAACAACGUUAUGCGGCUAAACAUUUGCCUUGCAAGCCGACAUGUAAACAUAAGAGCGAAAAACUUAAAUGUUCUACAAUAAUUACAAUGCAGGAUGUACGGAAAUUUCAUGAGUCUUUUUAUCUCCUAACAGAUAAAUUGAGGCAAGACACAUUUAUCCUGAAACAUGUAAAAGGUACGAAAACACAACGUCGCCGUCCAAGAUCCGAGACUCAUAACUACAAACCCAGAGACUUGCAACUGAAAUACAAGAUUUAUUGCAGAUCACAGCUGAAGAUGGUACAAGUUUGCCAAAAAACAUUUCUUCAAAUACUUGGUAUCAAAAGAUACCGAGUGGAAAGCGCAGUAAAGAAUUAUCAUCUACAUGGAAAAUUCCCAGCAGAAAAUCGCGGAGGUGAUCACAAAUCACAUAAAUACUCAGCCAAAAAACAAAGCGUUAUAAAAUUCAUAAAAACGUUUAAGUGCUCUGAAGCACAUUAUUGCAGAGGCAAUACUAAACGCCUGUACUUACCUUCAGAGCUAAGUAUUAAUAAAAUGGCUAAGAUGUACAAUAAACAAGCAACAGAGAAUCUGCAGGUAAAACCGUUGUAUUUUCGAAGCGUUUUCAAUAAAUGCUUUAAUUUGGGUUUUGGCAGUCCACGAGUUGAUGUGUGCUCGACAUGUCUUCAGCUUAGUGAAAAAUUAAAGACUACAAUCACUGACAGUGAAAAAAGUACCCUAAUGGCUGAGAAAACGGUACACAAACGUCGAGCAAAAGAAUUUUUUAAUAUGUUAAAAGAAGACAACCCGAAAAUAAAGAUCUUAAGUUUCGACUGCCAGAAAAAUAUGCCGUUACCGAAAAUCCCAGAUCAGAUUACCUACUACUCCCGUCAACUCUACUUUUACAACUUUACUGUGGUGGAGGGUUGUUCUAAAUCCUCAUUAACUAAAAAAAAUGUGUUCAGUUAUUGUUGGACAGAAGAAGAAUAUGCAAAAGAUUCUAAUCUCAUAGUAUCAGCAGUUUAUCAUCGGCUUUGCAACACGGAUUUCCCAAUGGAAUGUAAUCAAGUUCGACUCAUGGCUGACGGUUGUUCCGGUCAGAACAAAAACUCUAUGAUGAUGGCAAUGCUUUCGAAAUGGCUCACAAAACAUGCACCAGCUCACAUACGUUUGGUUGAAGUGAUCUUUCCAGUAGUGGGUCACUCUUUUCUUCCACCAGAUAGAGUGUUUGCUCGUAUCGAAAAAGAGCUACGGAAAAUCGAAAAUAUAGUCAAGCCGAUAGAAUACUUGAAUGUUGUAGAAGCACAUUGUACUGCCAUAAAUGUUGCCUCAACAGUACAAGUAUGGGACUGGAAAACGGCCGCAAAAGAUGUGUUUUUGCCAACUACAAAAUGGCAUGUGCCGUUUUCCAAAUGCAAACGGUUUUAUUUAAAAAGAGCCAGCAAAUCCAACGAAAUGGUUGGCAUAAGAGGAGAAAUUUACUACAAAAUUAAUUCAGGUCAAUUUAAAAGCAUUUGCAAGAAAAACAAAACCACGGCAAAUAUUUCCCCAACUGCUAUUCCGGUGGGUGCAUCAGUGAAAGCGCUGAAACUAAGAGACGUUGAUAAAUUGUUAUCAACUCAUUUUGGGGACAAAUGGCGCGAUAUAGAGAGUUUGGAAUAUUACAAGCGAGUAGUACCCUCAUCACAAGACUUACUCAAACAAAAUGAUAACGAUGACAUAGAGGCUCCUGAAGAACCAAUGUGUGAAGAGCAAGAAGAAUCGCAACUACUGUUAAUUUGAUAUUAUUAUUUUUUUAUUUUUAAUAAUUAAUAAUUUGUUUAUUUAAAAAAGUUGUUUUAUUUCUCAUCAAAAUGUCUGGGCUUGAUAGGGGUGAAUUUCGAAACAGCAUAUUUGAGUAGGUAGUUUUUUAUUGGUAUGUAAAAGUAUCAAUAUGGGUUUGUCUUACUAUACGUAAUAGCUGGGUUUCAAAACCAACAAAGUCCAUCUUAUUUUUGCACCAAAAAUCGCAAAGUCCAUCAUAGUAUUUCAAAGCCAGCAAUGUCCAUUAUAUUUAUUUGCUUUUAUUAUAUUUUUUGUUCGAAUAUAUCUAUAUUAACUAUGCAUUUAGUUCACCUACACAAAUUUAAAUGAAUUUCGCAUAGAUUCAUGACUAUAAUGGGCGUAUAUUACGCACAAUAAGAUAAUUAAGGAUAUCUUGAAAGUAGUCAACAUGGACAUUGUGGUUUUUGAAAAUAAU